Molecule: messenger RNA, 486 nt
Organism: Mixia osmundae IAM 14324
Lineage: Eukaryota; Fungi; Basidiomycota; Mixiomycetes; Mixiales; Mixiaceae
Exons: 2
Coding region: 94-303 (69 amino acids)
Source: RefSeq, a predicted model, not a curated record
GACGUGCAGGCUGUUGCAGAUGCACUUGCAGCUUCAGCAGAGACGGACGGCUCGGGCGCAGCUCAGAUCUCGCGAGCACCAUCGAGUUCCGCGAUGGGCCUGUCACCGACCACGACUCGCUCAUUCGGUCGUGCCGGACAAUUCACAGGCGACUCUAGCAGCCCAGUGAUUCAUCAGGAUGAUUUCAAUCAGCCGGAAGGGGCCUCGAGUCCCAUCGCAGAGCGCGUCAAUCGCCAGGAUGACAUACAAGAGGAGAGCGCUCAGGAGCAGCAAAGACCAGCGCAGAUGCAGGCGGAGCCAUGAGCAAGACGCUCGUACGAGUACAACAGAUGCAACCAACGGAAAACGUGAAAGGGGCGUGCGGAAUCAUACUGUGCCGAAAGGAUCGAUGUACCACUGCUGAACCGAUUGCUGUGCAGUCCGACAGCGCCUUUGUAGCCAUGUCGGGCAAGUGGUCCACUACGAUAAUGUAGUAGGCCUGUCGGG